UAGACGUUCCAGUCUUAUGAUAGUUCCAGUGGGUGACAUCACAAAGUAAAAUAAAAGUUACGUUCAUGACAAUUUGAUACGGAUAAAAAUAUGUUUAAAUUUAAAUAGUUUCUUUUAUUUUGAUAAAUGCUUCACUUAUAAUAUUAAUUUAACAAUACCAGUUUGGGACACAAAAAGUGCUUAUAUAUUCCGCGAAUUUGGAUUCUAAAAUGAAGAAAAACAGAUACAAUUACAUCAUAGCAACAAUAACAGCCGUUUUAGUGAUGAUAAUUUUAAUAUUAUUUUUAUUGUAUUAUUUUAGAAGUACUACAGAAGAUUUUGUCCCUGGACCCAAAAUUGUAAUCGACCAUGACGGAGGAGCUGAUGACGCAAUGGCUAUAUUUAUGUCUCUACAAUACCAAAAAUAUUUUAAUGGAUUUCAAGUGGUCGCAUUAACAACAACACACGGCAAUGUUAAUGAGCCUCAAGUCUUUAACAAUAGCCAGAAAAUUUUAAAUAUCAUUGGCAGGAAAGACAUACCUAUUUAUAGAGGUAGUAAAUAUUCUCUUGUGCAAGGAAUAGAAUCUGAUUAUUAUUUUGGUAUGGACGGAUUUGGAGACAGUGAGACUGAUUUCUUGGAAUAUGAAUCUAUUGAAGCUCAGUCGAAUCCGGCCGCUUUGGCGUUAAUAGAAAUGUCAAAGAAAUUUGAAGGAGAAUUGAUCGUGGUUGCGCUGGGGCCGUUGACAAAUAUCGCAAUAGCGGUACGAUUAGACCCAGGUUUUGUUAAUAGACUCCUCAAAUUAUAUGUAGCAGGCGGACACAUUUACAGUGAGCACCAUAAUGAACCAGAAUUUAACGCAGAAAUGGAUGUUGAGUCGUAUCAUGUCUUGUUGCAGAACAGUCGACCGGACAUUGUUACUUUGAUCCCCUUCUCUCAAGUAUACAUAUCUCAUAAUAUUAGUAGAGAAUGGCGUGUCUCAAUUUUAGGCUCAAUACCAAGUGAAUUGAUACGAGCAUUGAACGUGUUUGAACAAAAAUCUAUAGUUCAAAGUGAGGAAUGGUGCUUAUUAGACCCGGUUGCUAUGGCGAUAGUGCUUAAUGAAACUCAGAUUAUUGAAGAAUGGAGAUAUACUUACAACACUAUUGAUUUAUGCGAGAGAAGGGGCAUAAACACAAACAAUUUCACAUCAACCGAAACAAUCAAUUCAAAAAUUGUUUACAAAGUGAAAGAAGAACCGUACAAGAACAUGCUUUUGGACAUAUUUUCUGCUGGUUUAACAUAAUUUUAAGUUAUAAAUAUUAG
Papilio polytes (common Mormon) is the source of this 1282-nucleotide messenger RNA. RefSeq names its product probable uridine nucleosidase 2. The record is from RefSeq and is a predicted model, not a curated record. The transcript has 8 exons. The coding region runs from base 210 to 1262 and encodes 350 amino acids. NCBI's taxonomy places the organism in Eukaryota, Metazoa, Arthropoda, Insecta, Lepidoptera, Papilionidae. Gene Ontology annotation, molecular function: hydrolase activity, hydrolyzing N-glycosyl compounds.